GAAGAGCCACCCAGAAGGGUCACAUCCCUGUAUCGCACAGGGUGUACCCUACACACUAACGUAGAGCUGCGCAUGCGCGAAGUCUGCUUCAAAAGAAAAAGACGGGAGGCAGUUGAACUCAUGAGUCUGAAAGCUCCGGUUGGUGUGCUGCGGUUGCCCAAGGGCCCUGACCCGAACAGCCGCGGGUUCGACCGAAACUCGGCACGGUUCAUCGCUCUGUGCCCAACAUCAAUCUCAUCUUCAUCCUCCGAGUCUAAAGAGGAGCAACGAGUGCGAUCAGAGCUGCGGGAGAGGUUUUUACGGACACUGUUAGUGAUGACUGACAAGCCCGUUCAGUUCAACAUGCACGAAAAGGUGCAGGUCCAUGCGAGGUUCGGAGCCUCGGAUAUAGACGUCCUAAAUUUUCAAGUUUCUAAUUUGGAGACUCCUCUAGGUGUUCAGAAAGAAGCGCUGCUGAGGUGCCAGGAUGUAAUUUCAUGUUCAUUUGAACUGUGAAAAGUUGUUGAAUUGACGCUAGAGGGCGGUAGAAGAGCACAGUGGAAAUCAGGAUUGGACAUCAAUGCAGUUUUGCAAUUGUAUAUACUUUGACUUCAUGAGCAAAUGAGCUUCUUUCAUCAAAAUAAAGUUUAGCUUCUUUAAGAUCAAAUAGUAUGUUUUGGUCUGAGUGUAUUGGUUUUAAUGUUGCAGGUUGUAAUAUACAUUUGCAAUGUUAGGAAGUUUUAUUAUGAUGUGUUAAUAUAUUAAAGUGCCCUUUAUCAAUCUGGAGCUGAACAUCAUCUGUCUUGUUGUUCAGCACAGAAUGCCUGUGAAUGGAGUGAGAGUGCUUAUGUACAUAAGCUUAAGUAGCCUACAGCAUUUGCAAGGCCUCAUGGCAUUGGCUUCUGAGCUUUGUAGGGGUUGUGAAGGGAUACGGCCAAAUCUUGCAACAUUUUAGAUUUGGGGAAAGCGCUCAUCCGGUGAGAUUUUGGCCAUAGCUGUAUCCCAUUUAGCCACAGUUUUUGUGGGAACAGUAGAUGCAGACAAAAGCGCACUCCUCAGUAGGUGCUUCUUUUGAAUAAGUGAGUACUUAAGCUUCAAAAAGUACGUUCUUUGUAGUGAUGGGAGAAA
Molecule: messenger RNA, 1107 nt
Organism: Paramisgurnus dabryanus
Lineage: Eukaryota; Metazoa; Chordata; Actinopteri; Cypriniformes; Cobitidae
Source: RefSeq, a predicted model, not a curated record